This is a messenger RNA of Cimex lectularius (bed bug), 10666 nucleotides long. It is a transcript of the gene ash1, whose product is annotated as histone-lysine N-methyltransferase ash1. The transcript has 24 exons. Gene Ontology annotation, cellular component: nucleus. Bases 626 to 8530 code for a protein of 2634 amino acids. Lineage: Eukaryota; Metazoa; Arthropoda; Insecta; Hemiptera; Cimicidae. Gene Ontology annotation, molecular function: protein binding; DNA binding; histone methyltransferase activity. The record is from RefSeq and is a predicted model, not a curated record.
CGAGGUCGCUGUCGACAGUCGCCUUUCUAUUUACACGACGGACGGACGCCUCGCUCGCCGAGCUGAUUCGCCUCGGACCUGGUGAAAAAAGCCCAACCCCAGCCUCGGACCGUAUUCGGAUCUAAGUCGGAGAACCGGCCUUUUUCCGAGUCUCGCCGCCUCCGGGGGUCCUUUUCGCGUUCAGCCCUCCAAUCCGUUAACAAACCGUUCCGCCAUAUUUGACCGUUUGCUUGUUUACGACGAGGCCGAGAUCGUCCCAGGUAGCCGUUUUAUCGUGUAACGUUGCUCUUUUCGUGGCGGCUCCACGCGGCCUCGGCCCCGACCCCGACGGAAUCCGUUUUAAGCCCAGGAAUGGAGCGGACGGGCCCGUCCCGACAGGGCACUUUCCAGGCCUGAGGCCCCCCCGUCCUGGCCGAAAGCAUGCCCUCUUAGCCAGCCUCCGCACACCUUUGCACAUCUACAUCUGCAAAUGUCAACUUUUCCUCUCCAAAUAAUUAUAAGAAAUUCAGAGAUGGUCGAAAUGACGAUUUCCUGGAGGCGACUUCUAUUUUCACGACGUUCCCAGAUUCGCAUCAAGAGGCCCUAGGAAGCGAAAAGGAGUUGGUGUGAUGUUCACUAGAACUGCAUGGAGUAUUACAUCAUGCCUCAAGUAGACAAAAGUGCGUCUACGUACUCCCCACCUGUUCAGUAUGUGUCUGCUAUCGGACCGGCCGCUUCUGCGCUCGUUCGCUCAGACAUUAACAAGUUUGGUGUGUCAAGUGACAUCCUCACAAGUUGUGACUGGAGCGCUGUCAUCCACCGGCCUGCCGAAGAUUCAGAACCCGAAGACCUACCGUCUACGGUGGACAUGGAUGCUAUUAAGGAGCCAGCAACACCUUUACCUCCUUUGACUCCAUGUCCACCGGCCCAGGAGGAAGAAUCUGAUUCUGAAGAAGAGAGCUCAGGCUCCGAAAGCGAUGGUGAAAGCUCUUCUAACUCAAAUUCUGAAUCUCAGGAUGACUCAGCUUCAACAAGGAGUGAUAGUGACAGUGAUAGUUCUGAAAGUUCUAACAAACCACAGGGUGAGAGUUCAGGAAGUACCUCUGACUCUCAAAGCCCUCAAACAUCUUUCAGCAUAAGAGAAACAAAUUUUGAGCAGGGAGGUUUAAAAUUGAAAUUAUCAGCAACUAAACCGAAAUUAAGGCCAGACCAGGCUACAUCAUCAUCAGACUCUUUCUCAUCUUCGUCUGAGGAAGACGUUAAGAAAGACGAGGACAAGAAACGGCCAGUGAGGUUGCAGCAGUUCCGACGGAGCUUGCGUCCCAGCUCCAGGCCGCCCGUGCUGGAGCCCGAGGAACAUCUGUCCCCUCCGAAGCUCUUGCCUCAGCAGCCGAUAAAAGAAAAAUCGCCCCCGGAACUGUCGAAAAUGCCGGUUAGAAGGACGAGACAAUCACCGAUCAAGAGAGUUCCACCGAAACGUCAACCUGUCAAACGACCGCUUCGCCCUGUCAGAAAGUCUCCCAGGACAAAACCAAAGCCUGGGGAGGCAAAACCGCCAGUUGCAAGUAGUUCAGAGUCCAGUUCUUCAGAUGAGGAAAACGAUGAGGAGGACGGCGAUGAGGCAGAAAGUGGUGAUGAAAUCACUCAGCUCGCCCACCAACUUGAUGGAGGAGCAUCAGGACAUGAUAUUUCAAUAUCGGAACAUUUACAGGUGAUAAAUCAGGAGGAUCUUGCUGCUAUUUUACCUGAUGUCGGCGGCGGCGGCGGUUCAUUUGAUGGUUUCGAGGAUGUUGCCGGUGAAGCGCCAAGACCCUCGACAGGCUCUGCCGCCGUCCAACCGCCCGCCAGCAUCGCUUCAUCUUCCUCAGAAUCUGACACAGAAUAUCAAGAGCAGCUGGUAAGCGAGGCCAUCUCAAGAAUCCAGGUUGACUCCGACACAGGGAAAGGAGCAGAGGGAUCACAACCACAGCAGGGGAGUCCCACGACUACCCAAGACGAGGAGUCUGAUAGGGAAGAGGUUGGUGGAGGUUACUCCUCUAACCUCCUCGCUGAUUUUGUCGAAAAGACUGAGCUUUUGUCAAGGGGAGGUACUAGCGGUACAGGAGAGGCCAUGAAAGGCGACGAAGACUCACAGGAGAAGCCAAGGGGCCAGGGGAACAUACAGCCUCCUCGACGACGCCGAGGCCGGCCACCGAAGCAGAACCAGUCUAAAGUUCCACAACCGUGCAGCAGCGGGAUGCCCGAACUCGAGGCGUACAUGCGACUUGACUGUUCACAGAGCAACGUCUCGCCAGACUCGGGCAUACAAAGCGUCGCUGGCUCCCCUGCGGGCGGUCACCAAAGUCCACCUGGUUCGCCGAGGCUGCUUCACAACAAAGCACCACCUGUCUUGAAACCACAAUCGCCACAGCCACAGAGCGCUUCUAAAGCUCACUGUUCAGAUCGUUUAUAUUCACAAAGACAAAAGAACGAUAUCAACUUGCCUUCUGCUAAUGAUAAAAUAACCAAACUGCACUCAUCAGAACGAGAACUGAGACUUGAAAACGGUGGGAAACGUGGACCCGGAAGGCCGAAAGGUUCAAUGUUCGGCUUGAAGAGAUUCGGACAGAAAAAGCGCGGAAGCAGGUUCAGGCGGCGUUCCGAGAUUGUAAAGAAACCGGUCGUCCUCCCGCCCUCGGCCACCGAGCUCAAAGUUCCACCGUAUUUCGCCGGAAGCCUUUUACCACCAGAAGGUGUCAUACCUACAUUGUCAGGAGACAAUUCAAAAAAACGUAGAGGCCGACCAAAAAAGAACCCUCCAGUACUCGAGCCGAUUCUCCCUCUUGAUGUCAAGAGUCGAGACGGCUCUAGGAAAAGAAACUCCAACUCGGUUACCCUUUCUAGAAGUACUUCAAGAAGGAAGAAUUGCUCGCGAGACAACAAAUGCACCAAACUCGCCCUGCCGAAAGGUUUAAUGCGAAACAAAGAGCACAAGCAUAAAAAAAGGAAAAAGCAGCCGAAAGAGUUCAAAAUUCUCGAUCCAAAGUUUUUGUCAGAAAUGGAGAAACUUGCUGUUUUGUUUCAAAAAUCCUGUUUUGUGGGGCCGGUCAUCACCAAAAGACACCCCGACCGCCUCCCGCCAGUUUUUAAAAUGAAAAAAGUACUGAAAAAACGAAAAGACAGAUCACGGUACCAUUCGCCGAAAGAAUCGUCCGAAAAAAUAGUCAGUGAAAUAUCCAGUAGAAAAUCUAAUGAAAAACUGAAAAACAUGACUAAAGAGAGACCGAAGGAAAAACACCGAAGGAGAAGAUCACUGAAGAGAGACAGAGGACUUAAAGAAAACCGGGAAAAACAAAUAGACAAAACAUCUCGUAAAGUUCAACACCUUGAAUUUUCUAGUCCUGAACCAGAAAGUAUUCCUGAGCUGUCAGAGCAUGAGUUGUUAAGCGAUGAAAAAUAUCUUCUUCCGCCCGUCUUAACAAAACAAAAAAAUAUUGCAGAAAAUUCUCAGAAGGAGGCGAAGGAAAGGCAGAAAGUUGAAACAUCAAACAAAUCAGAAAUUAUCAAAGAAAAAGAAACAUCCAGUGAAAAUCAAAUCGACCCAAAAGAAAAAGCCCAGGCGCCAGUUUUAUCCAAAGAAAAGACAGAUACCAAAACUGUACCUGUUCUUGUGAAAGAUAAAAAUCCCCCUCUACUCGUCAAUUGCAAUGCACCAGACCAAAAAGAAAAAUGUCAGCCAAAGGAUAAAACGCCGCAGAUCCAGUUAAAAGAAAAAGUUCCGGUUUUGAACAAUCAAAAAGAAAAAUAUUCUCAAAUUAAAGAAAAGGGUAAUGUGACGCCAAGCAGUAAAGACAAACUGUGUCCUUCGGUAUCAGUACAAAAAGAAAAAGGUGCGACUACACCAAGUAAUAAAGAAAAAAUCGCUUCAACUCCCACGCACAAAGAAAGGGCACAAUCAGUUUCAAGCCCACAGCAAACGCAGACCAACAGUAAACGAAGAGUGAAGAAAAGCACAAUUGAAAUACCAAAGAACCGAGAUAAACCAGAACAGCCAAGUAAUAAUAACGAGCAGAGGCUUCCGUUGAAAAAGAGGCAUUAUCAUGUUUCUAGUACACCGUCUGCCAUUAAUGAAUCCAUGUCAGCUGAUUCUGAAGAAAAAUCAGAUUCUUCUCUCGAUUCGAGCGAGAUAAAACAAUAUUCCAGAACGUCCGUUUCACCAGGUAGCAAGAGCCAGUCAAGGCAUGACAACAAGAAGUCGGAAAAACAACCUGAACCUGAUGAAAAUGCCGAGAAAAAAGAAGUCGUUGUCGUCUCACCGAAGAAACGCCACUGCAUCGAACUAGAGAAAAAACAGGGCCCAGUUGAAAAAUCAAAAACCAAAGAAUUGCUUGUGAAAAGAAUGCCACCGAGGAAUUGCAACUCGUCGCCGCAGCUGCCUAAAAGGAUGAGUACAAGGCAAGCGGCUGUCAAAGAACAGGAAGCUGUAAAGCCUCCUUCGCAGGUGCCUAAAAGGUCUCAAAGGAUUCAAAACGAGUCAAAAGAACAGACUUGUGAAAGCCCAAGAAGAACAAAGAACCUCGAAGACGAAAGCAAGAAAGAAGAAAUUUCUAAAUUAGAACCAGAGAAAGUCGAAACAGCUAAACCUCUACUCUCUUCAACACGAUCUAAAACCCAAGCUCUAAUGCCCAUUUCGGAAACUCAGAAGAGUGCGAAGACAAAAUUAGAAAAACCAUUAUUGGAGAUUUUUGACCCCUCUUCACACGUUGAAGAAGAAAUGCGAUCAUUAAGGAGCUUGGAAAACAAAACUUCUGAUGUCGUAAGUAAAAUUAAAAAUAAAUUGCUUCCGAACGAGGAGAUAAAUUUGGAGGAUGAGUUGAAACGACUGAAAAGACCUAUGGUCGAAGAGGAAAUAAAUGAACAAGUUAAAAAACCCAAAUUGAUCUGUGAUUUGAGAGUCCAUGUAACAAAGCUUUCCGCAUCUGACGUGGUCCUUCAUAAAAUGUCAACUACAGGCAUCAAACUCAAAGGUAAAAGAAAGAAAAUCAACAGGACUGGAUUUCCUGCUAAGAAAAAGAAAAAGAAGAAAUUAGACCUUGAUGUCGGAGACCAGACGGACCCGCUUUCUCCUCCGGUUUUAGAAGAUCAAACAAAAUUGACUGUAAACACAGAGCAUGAUUCCAGUACUCCUUCACUUUCCCCGAUUCUUAAAUACAAAGAGAAGCCUGCGGACUCAAUGGACGAAGAUGUAAAAGAUGAAACUCCCGAGUCAAAGGUCGUUACACCAAAGAUUCAAGAAGAAGCGAAACCAAAAGAAGAUUCAGAGCCUGAGUUGCCUCAAAAAGAAGACAAACAGAAAAAAGAAGAGCUAGCGGCAAAAGAAGAAAAACCUGAUCACGAAGAACAGACUUUGGAAAAACCCGAACUUAGACCGGCCAGUAGAAGGAUUAUGGAGCUGAAAGCGAGGACCGAAGUUGGAGAAAAGUGCAAAAGGAAGCCGACUAUCACUGAAGAUACUCCUGCUUCAUCCCAAGAUGAAGAUGAUAAAAAGAAAGAACCGUUUGAAGCCAAACCUACAGUCAAGAGGGCUAGAAAAUGCAAAGAUGAAGCAGAAGAUAGCGAUCCUGAGUCAUUGCUCAAGAAGAAAAACAUCCCACGUUUGAGGAAAAAGUACUUACCUGCAGGACUUUUCUCAGACUAUUAUAAGGAAGACGAGCCGAGGAAAUCAUCAGGAAUGACUGAUGAUGAAAGAAAGAAGACUAAAACAAUUGUGAAAAAUGAAAAUGAAAACACAGUUUUACCACCGCCAGCAUACGUUGCCAAGUGGGUGAAACAGAGACGGCUUUCAUUUCAGCUUCCUUACGACCUGUGGUGGCUCCACAUUAAUCACCAACUACCUGGACGAGAAGACGUGCCUUCAUGGAAUUAUAAAAAAAUAAGAACAAAUGUCUACUUUGAUGUGAAACCUUCAUUCAGUUAUGAGGCCCAGGCCUGUAAUUGUAAACCAAAUAGCAAUCCAGGAUGCGGUGAUAGUUGCAUCAACAGGAUGGUGCUUGCAGAGUGCUCACCUCAGUUAUGCCCGUGUAAGGAAAAAUGUUCUAAUCAGAAAAUACAGCGUCAUGAAUGGGCACCGGGUUUGGUUAAGUUCAUGACGAGGGACAAAGGCUGGGGGAUAAAGACCAAAUACAUGAUACAAAAGGAUGUUUUUAUUCUUGAGUAUGUCGGUGAGGUCGUAAGCGACCGCGAGUUCAAAUCUAGAAUGGCUUCGAAAUACCAAAAAGACACCCACCACUACUGUCUGAAUUUGGAUAGCGGUUUGGUCAUCGACGGCCACAGGAUGGGCGGAGAAGGCAGGUUUGUGAACCAUUCGUGUGAGCCGAAUUGCGAGAUGCAGAAGUGGUGCGUCAACGGUCUCUUCAGGAUGGCUCUGUUCGCGUUGAGGGAUAUCAAAGCGGACGAAGAGUUGACGUACGACUACAACUUCUCGCUAUUCAACCCAACGGAGGGGCAGCCUUGCAAGUGCGGCUCUACGAGGUGCCGUGGCGUCAUCGGUGGGAAAUCCCAGCGGAUGUCCAUUCAAGGCACUCUCAUUCCUAACGUCGAACCUGACAAAACUACAGUUGGACGUGUCAGAAAAAAUCUCGCUGUAACUAAAAACCGCAGGAAGAACAAAUCUGUUGAUAAAAAGCAAGGGAAAUUAAAAGAAACUAAGAAUUCGAGCAAAGAAAUGCUGGCAGCAAACACUCUCGCAACAGUAGCAGCGAGGUUGAGCCAUCUCUCAUAUGUUAAACCGUUAACAUCACAGCAAAAAAGUUUGGUCCUUGCAAACAAGUGUUUCUUAAUCAGAAACAUAGAAAAGGUCAAACGUGCAAGAGAAAGGUUGAAACAAGCAGUGAAAGGAGGUGCCAUCGUGUUGCCGGAGCAUUUGCUUCCAGCAGCUAGUUUAGACCCUGGAAGUAUCGCGCCUAGCCAAUCAACGCCAUCUUUAACAGCGCCGGCCAAACCUGAGUCAAACUCGCAGGAAGUCUUCAUGACACAAAUGACCGCGCUUUCCUGUCCGAGGUCCAUGAGGACGAGACGCCUGGCCCAAGCGGAGGACAACCCAGAAAUGACAAAGACUGCAAAGCUUGCCUGUAUUUUCAAAGACCUUUACAAUGAAGUCGUCAACGCAAAAGAAGAGAGUGGAGAGCUCCUUUCUUCACAUUUUAUCACCCUCCCUUCAAAAAGGAAAUACCCUUUGUAUUAUCAGCGAAUCCAGAACCCCAUCGAUUUGAAUAUGAUUGAGCACAACAUCAACACCGGGAUUUACAAAACAGUCGAAUCCUUUGAUCAGGACAUGAUGAAUCUCUUCAAAAAUAAUGUGCGAUGGUAUGGUCGUACUACGGAUUUGGGCAUCGCAGCAACACGUUUGAGAAAGAUUUAUAAUUUAUCCAAAAUUGAAAUACUACCUAAGCUUGAAGAGCUGCUGGGAACUAGUCCACCAAGUUCUUUUAUUCCCGCUCAGGAAGAUCCAGGUGCGGAAGAGGAGGACGUUAUCAGAUGCAUAUGUGGUCUUUUCCGCGAUGAGGGUCUGAUGAUCCAAUGCGAACGCUGUAUGGUUUGGCAACACGCCUAUUGUGUUAGGGCGAACCCUUCGGUUGAAAGUUACCUCUGCGAGAGGUGUUCGCCUCGGCAUGUCGACGUUGAAAUCCCUUCUCAGGAGGAAUCGACAACCCCUGGGCAAACGAAUUACAUCAGCCUGCUUCGAGGUGACAUGCACCUCAAACAAGGCGAUACAGUUUAUGUGUUGAGAGAUAUGAUUAACGAGGAAAGCACAACUGUUCCCAAAUCGAAGCAUACUUACAAAACCAUCAAAAACUGGAAAUUUAUUGAUUGUGAUAUAUUUAAAAUUGAAAGGCUGUGGAAAGAUGAAAAAGGGGAUAGGUUUGCCUUUGGGCACCACUAUCUCAGGCCACACGAGACAUUUCAUGAGCCUACGAGAAAAUUCUUUCCCAAUGAGCUGAUGCGAGUCCCACUGUAUGAAGUCGUCCCAAUAGAACUCGUCAUGGGGCAAUGCUAUGUCCUCGACCUGAAUACAUUUUGCAAGGGGCGUCCUGUCGGCUCGGACCCUGAACACAUCUACAUCUGCGAGUACAGGGUCGAUAAAUAUGCCCGCAUAUUUGCCAAAAUACCGAAACCGAAGCACUCCAACAUCUGCACGAAAUCUUACGCCUUUGAGAUGUUCGACACUCGCCUCAAACCACAGCGGAACUAUGCUCCUCAUGGUGUACCGCAAGAAGGAAAUGUCUCCCGUGGUAGAGGAGGCCGAAGUGCUCAACACACAGAAGAGUCUAAAGAAAAAGAAAACGCCUCAUCUGCAAGUGCUCAGCUGACGUCUUUGACACUGAUGAACUUACAGAAAAAGAAGCAAACCACUGAAAACCCUCUUGAACUGAAAGAGAAGAAGAAAACGCGUCUGAAUAAAUUGUUGUUGCGAAUGCUGAGUAAACUGCCUUCGAAACAACCGCUGGACCUUUCUUACCUGCUCGAGCCAGGGCGGAGGCAGAGAAAGAAGCCUCCACUUUUAGCUUCAUGAGAGUGGCUUCUUAAUUGAAGGUUGAUGGCGUUCGUGAAGCUUCUUUUUUUUAAAUCCCAUUACCAAAAAUAUGCAUUGUUCUCAAGUUUUUCUCUUUCAUUUGAUUGAAGUUGAGUUUUAAAGUAUUUUUAAAAGGUAUGUUACCAGAAUUUUAACAGAGGCAAACGACUCGUUUAUUAGAAAGUAUAUUUUAAGGAAAAAUUUUGUGAUCGAAUGUGUCAUUUUUUUUUAAAUUUUCAUUUUCUCCCUCUAUUCUCAGAGCGUCUGAGUGAUAAUGAAAAGUUGAGGAUCUUGUUAAACUUAAGCAGUGUUUGUACAAAUUUUUGUAAAUAACAAUUUUAGCCCGUUCUCCCGGGUAUUUUAAUUGGGAGUUGAAAGACCCUUUUGUAAAGGCUGUAUUUAUUUUGGGGAAUCAACAGGUUUUGUUUUUUAAAAGAAUGGUCCUCUUUAAAUGAGGCGACUUAUUACCAGUGAUUUUUAAUUGUAGCAAUAUUUAUCUUUUCUUAGUUGUUUAGAGGUUUCUUUAUGUUUUAACUAUUAAGAUAUAUGGUCAAACCAGUGAAAGAACAUAAAUGUUAUUGUAAAUAAUUAAAAUACUAAUUUAACGAGCUUACUGUUGGUUUUUGUGGCAAGAAGCACGCAAUUUUUUGAUUUUUUAUAUCUAGAUAAUGAGGCUUUUAGUGUCUUCCUUAAGCCCUAAUCAGAUAAGUCGAGUCAUUUUUUAAAAACUCGUUACAUUAUUAUUAUGAUUCUCUUUACUUGUAAAUAUGCAUAUAACACUAUGAAUUUUAUUAUUUAUAUCUAUUUGAAAUGUUGAAAACAUGUUUUUCUUUGUAUCGUUUAAAUUCGAGGCAUUAUCUCUUUGAGGUAUUAAGUUUAAUUGGUGAAUUUAAAUUUUCACAAAUUGUUAGCCACUUUGUACAUACAAUAUUUUUCAUACACAAUUAUUUUUGUGAAUUUAAAUGUCGCAAGUCUCUCAUGUUUGAUCUGUUAAGGCCUUUUCUUUUCACCUGACCUUUUUUAACUUGUUGAUAUUCCCUAUUUUUUGAAGUGAGAGUCAUAUAUUCUUAAAGUAUAUAUUUUUACAAAAAUAAAACGAAAGUAUAAAUAUAUUAAAAGUAAGUACAAAAAAUGUUACAUUUGUAUGUUGAAUUAUUUUAAUAAUGAUUCACAAGUUAUAUUUAAAAAGAAAAAAUUAUAUUUAAAACUACUAAAAAAAAGUAACAAAACAAAAAAAGAACACUUAGAUACUUUCAGUGUUUGGUGUUUUUGUAAUUAUUAUCAUAAGGGCAUGAAUAACAUCGUCGGACAGAAAUUUCUUAGAGUGGAAUUUAGUUUUACAAAAAGAGAACGCUUGGAACAGAAAAAUGAAACGAUAAUGUAAAAGUUCUAGUCAAACCUCGUGCACUUAGCUUCUCUUUCUUUUCAGUUUUGCGAUGGACUCUUAAAUAUUUUUCAAAAUGCCAAUUAUCCAGGGUUUUCUUCAUUCAAAUUUUCUAUUUCACCUACUCAGAAAUAAAAAGUUGGCUUAGAUCAAACAGGCUGGAAAUCCUGACCAAAAAAAAACAGACACAGUUGUUACAAAAAAGAAAAAGUGCCAAGUGUUGUCCUACUUUAUAUCUUUGCUUGUGUAUAAAAAAAAUCCACACUAUUCAUUUGUAUCUAACUUUUGGAAUUUCUGAAUCGUUUUUAAGGAAGGUUUUUGGAGUUACCCUUUAGAGAUUAAAAUGAAAGCUAAGGGAAAAUGUUUUUUAAAAAAAUGUUCUAACAGUUUUUUAAAUUUCAUCCUUUUCCAGCCUCGCAAAAAAAAAUUUAAUUGUUAUCAUAGCCUAGGAAUGAUAGUUUUAUUAAUAUUUUGUUUUUUAUUCGAUAACGAAAUGUUUUUAUAUAAACCAUAGGGAUUAUACUCACCGAUUUCCACUAUUUCAGUGUUAGUUGUUUCUGUCUUUUGUUGUGCCCAAAUGCAAUUUUUAUAAAAAAUUGUCAUCUGCUUCAGUAAUUUUUUCUUUAUAUGUACAAAAGUAUUUUUUUUUUUUUUAAGUUAAUUUAUUUGUAUAAAUGCAUAAAAGAACAAUCCAUGUUUUUUCCUCUGUAGCAUCACAAUAACAAAGGAGCAAAGAAAAAUGUUACAAUUAA